Patiria miniata (bat star) is the source of this 3005-nucleotide messenger RNA. RefSeq names its product RNA N6-adenosine-methyltransferase mettl16-like. Gene Ontology annotation, cellular component: nucleus. Gene Ontology annotation, molecular function: 23S rRNA (adenine(1618)-N(6))-methyltransferase activity. The transcript is spliced from 8 exons. Gene Ontology annotation, biological process: rRNA base methylation. The coding region runs from base 202 to 2469 and encodes 755 amino acids. NCBI's taxonomy places the organism in Eukaryota, Metazoa, Echinodermata, Asteroidea, Valvatida, Asterinidae. The record is from RefSeq and is a predicted model, not a curated record.
GAUCAUCGCACGGGGGCACGCACGUGUUGUCUGUCAAAAAUGUAAACGUAUCAAAAACGUCAGUUCCCCGAAAUAACUGCUUCGAUCGCGUUACGUUUACUGAUAAAUAACGCUAUUCUCUAAGUCUCACAGUCACAGUUGAACUUGUAGACACUUCUCGGCGUGUUAAUCAAUCGGCGUUGCUCGGAUUGAUGACUCGCCAUGGCACUCAACCAGUUCAUGCACCCAAGGAAUCGCUACAAGCACAAGAAGCCGGACUUUGCCGCUCUCGCCGACAAGUACCCAGACUUCAAGCGGCAUCUGUCCACCACGCUGACGGGGUACGUCUCGCUGGACUUCAAGGACCCAGAGGCCCUGCGGUCCCUGACCUGCACCUUGCUCAGGGAGGAUUUUGGCAUUGAUCUGAUGAUCCCGCUGGACAGGAUAAUCCCCACGGUACCGCUGAGGCUGAACUAUGUCCUGUGGAUUGAGGAUCUGUUGGAGCAGAGCGGGCACGGCAGAUCAGGAGAGAUCUACGGAAUCGAUGUUGGUUGUGGGGCGUCCUGCAUCUACCCACUGUUAGGAGCCAAGCUCAACGAUUGGCACUUUGCAGCCUCUGAAGUUGACUCCUCAUCAGCCGGCUUUGCAGUCCUCAACGUCAAAAGGAACAACUUGAAUGACAAAAUCCAUGUAAUUGAAGCUGAACCCGAUGACAUGCUCCAUGGCAUCGUCAAGGCAGCGCCUAGAAGCCUCUACCACUUCAGCAUGUGCAACCCACCGUUCUUUGGCAACCUCCUGGAGGCCCAGGGCAUCAUGACGUCGCGCACCGUGGACCGGUCCGAGCCCAUCUCAGUCAGCACGGCGGCCGAGGCCGAGAUGAUCUGGGGGGAGGGCGGGGAGGUGGACUUCGUCGGGCGCAUGAUCAGGGACAGUCUGCAGCUCAGGGAACAAGUUGUGUGGUACACGUCAAUGGUUGGAAAGAAAGCAAGCAUUGGACCAAUUAGGAAGGAGCUUGCAAAACACAAGAUUCGCAAUGUGAUGACAACAGAAUUCUGCCAAGGGCGUACCAUGCGCUGGGGAAUCGCCUGGACGUUCUAUGAUGAUAUCAAGCUGCCUGUCUUGUCACCAGCAAAGAAAUUCAAGCGGGACAAAGAGCGCCCUCCUCUGGUGAUUGAAGUCCCAGACAGAGCCCUGCAGCAAGCCUUGAAGGAGGUCAGCCCUGGGUCAAAGGUUAAGACCGGUGGGAGCGAGGACCAGCGAAAGGUCAAGACCAUCGCAAAGGUCAUGGAGAAAUUACUGGGGACACUAGAGAUUGACUUCAAGUCCAAGUCUGCACCUAAACUCUGUUCAAGGUACGCCUUGACUGCCCACCGCAACACCUGGGCCAAGCAGCGAUGGAAGAGACGUCAGAUGAGCAGACGCCUUCCUCAAGAAGCCCCACCUAUCCCAGAUGCUACCACGAUGAGAUCUUGCCCAGAACCAACUGAGGUUAGACCGGCUUGUGAUAAUGCGCCCGGGAGGCCCACAAAUGCCAAACCAAAUGUUGGUGAAGGUAGUAGUGGAAAAGAUGCAGAGCUGGUUGGUGAAAAUACAGCUGAAAAAUUACACAUGUUGUACGAGAGUCAAGAACUAGCAUCAGCUGAAAUGGAACGUUCUGGAGACAGUGGCUGCAUGACUGUGCAUGACAGAUCCUUGCCAAUCCACAGUUCAAGACAAAUUUUGUGUCAUACUGAAAAGGACUCCUCAGGAUCAGUGAGCCAAGUUACUGGUAGCAAUGAGGACAGUUUAGUGAGGGCAGUUUCUCAAGAAACAUCAUGCGAUACAAGUAAAGAGCAGGGUUGCAUUUCUGAUGAUGACUCAAUCCAAAACUCCAAAGUGAUGUUGGAGUCACGAGAGAGUUCAGCUGACAAACCUGGAAACGUAGAAAGUAAAACUGGUCGCAUUAGCUCUCCAGAGGGCAGUAGACAGGAGAUUGGCCAUAGCACAAACCCGAACGUGGCUUUGAAAGAACCAACCAUCAACACGUCCUCCGACACGGACAGUUCAGAGGGUCAACCUGGACAAAUCAGCCCUCCAGAGGACAGCAAACAGGAGAUUGGCCAUAGCACAAACCCGAACGUGGCUUUGAAAGAACCAACCAUCAACACGUCCUCCGACACGGACAGUUCAGAGGGUCAACCUGGACAAAUCAGCCCUCCAGAGGACAGCAAACAGGAGACUGGCCACAGCGCAAACCCAAAUAUGGCUUUGAAAGAACCAACCACCAACACAUCGUCCACCGACAUAGACAGUUCAGAGGGUCAACCUGGACAACUCAGCCCUCCAGAGGGCAGCAGACUAGGGGCGGAGUGCCUAUUCAAGUGCAUGCUGACAGUCAAGAUCACUGACGGGAAGGUCGUCGUGGAGCUGAGCUGGACGGAAGGGCGGAGCCGCGAGGCCUUGCACCAGGUUGGCCAGUACAUCAAGAAUCACCUCAACAAGAUGUCGUAGGUUUGUAACCAGUGACCGGCAGGGCACCGGUGACUUAUGAUAGCUUGCCAGCUUCAACUCUGCCCGAUUUGCACCUGCUACUAUACUCAAAGCCAUGGGAUAGUAAGCUUUUCAGAAGAAGUAUGUUUAAUUUUUGUUUUAAAGGUUUUUUCUUGAAAAGGUUAAUUUGAGCAGUAACUGCAUUCUUAACUUGGUUAGAAUGAUGUUACUGUAAAAUGCAGAAGCUGUGUUUUGGGAAACAAAAGCCUAAAGCACAUGUAUGUGGGCCAUUUGAUAAAUUUGGGGUCCACUUUUUUCCCUGACAGAGAUACAUCUGCCUAUGUACGAAUUUGUAAUUGCUGGAUGCAUUGCUGGAAAUUUAUUUUUCUUCAAGACGGAUUACAUAAAACAAACCUACUUAAACAAAGAAAUUGAAUUCCUUAUUUAUAAAAAGUCAAUGCCAAAUAAAAACAAGUUCACAGAUGAAAGGGGCAGGGAAAACAAACCACAUUUUGGACCCUAAAUUUAUGGAAAGACCCACAUGUGCAGUGGCAAAA